AUGCUUCCUCAGUCCGUUCUCAUCACUCUCGUUCCCUUUGUAGUGGCUGGUCCCAUUGCAGUUCGACAGAGUCUCGGCUCUGGACUUGGCUCCGGUCUUGGUUCAGGUCUUGGAGGAGGACUUCCCAGUAUUCCUGGACUUGGAUCUGGUGACUCCACUGGUGGUCUCCCCAGUCUCCCCGGUCUUGGAUCUGGAGGCUCCGCUGGCGGACUUCCUAGCCUUCCUGGACUCGGAUCUGGCUCCGGUGGCUCUGCCGGCGGCCUUCCCACUCUCCCUGGCCUAGGCUCUGGAGGUUCAUCCGGUGGUCUCCCCAGCAUUCCCGGACUCGGAUCCGGAGGUUCCACUGGUGGUCUCCCAAGCCUUCCCACAGGCCUUCUCGGUGGUGGUUCAGGCCUUCUUCCCGGAGGCUCAGCUGGAGGUGACGGCUCCAGCGACUCUCCCAGCAGCGCCCCCGCUGCCGCUCAACCUACACCCGCGCCUGCGCCUGUGCCUGCACCCGCAGACUCUACCAACGCCGCGAGGGAUGCUGCUGAUUCUCCCUUUGGCAACUUCUUGGGAGGAUCUUCCGGUGGAAGCACUGGCGGUCUCGGUGGCCUUGGUGGUCUCGGUGGAAGCACCAGUGGCUCUACCCAGAACGGCCUCAGCGGCGAGUGCAAGGACGUAACUGUCAUCUUCGCCCGUGGCACCUCCGAGAUGGGCAACGUCGGCACCGCUGCCGGACCUCCCUUCUUCGCCGCUCUCUCCAAGCAGCUCGGAGACGACAAGGUGGCUAUCCAGGGUGUUGACUACUCCGCCAGCAUUGCUGGCAUCAUGCAGAUGGGUGACAAGGCUGGUUCUGCCAAGAUGGCGAGUCUCGUCGAGGAGGCUGCUAAGAAGUGCCCCAACACCAAGAUCGUCAUGUCUGGAUACUCGCAGGGUGCCAUGCUGGUCCACAACGCGGCCAAGACCAUCCCCGCUGCGACUGCCCAGAAGGUUGCUGCCGUUGUCAACUUCGGCGACCCUUUCCAGCGACAGGCUAUCCAGGGCGUCGACGCUGACCGUGUUAAGAUCAUCUGCCACGCUGGCGAUGGUGUCUGCGCUGGUACUGCUGCCAUUACCCCUGAGCACUUGACCUACAGCCAGGACGCCACUGCUGCUGCUGAGUUUGUUGUUAGCAAGGUCGGCAAAUAA
Fusarium sp. VM40 is the source of this 1170-nucleotide messenger RNA. The record is from the annotation of a GenBank genome assembly. NCBI's taxonomy places the organism in Eukaryota, Fungi, Ascomycota, Sordariomycetes, Hypocreales, Nectriaceae.